AACGUCGACAAGAUAACAUACAUAGUGGUUUGCAUAUUCGUACUUUUCGCAACUCAUUUCCUGUGUGUGUAAUGGUGGAUUACAUUAACUUUGUAAUCGAAUCCACCGUGGCAAGCGACGCACGUUUCCAUGUGUGUCCUCACCCACAACGUUGCAUGAAGUCGGAUGCUGACCGCAUGCGAGCAGUUUUGUUUCACUUCUGUCAGUUACGGAUAUGUCACUUGCAGAAUGGACCUCUUCGUAGAAAAAUUUAAUAAAGCAAACUGAGCAAGUCUGGACCAAACAUGGAUGAGUCAACGAACAGUCUUGACGAUGUCUCAGCAGGCAGCAGUGCUGAGUUUCCAGACAGGAUGUCCCUCAUGGAGCUGCGCUUACAGGCCCAGGAAGACGAGAUCACACUACUCAAGUCGUCCUUAGCAGAUGCUCUCCGCAGACUCCGCAUCCACGACCAACAGAUUCCUCUACUCAAACAGCACUUGAUCGCUGUGAAUCCUAACGCAGCCCGAGCGCUGAAUCAGUCCUGCUGUGCUGAUGGCUUCUCCAGAGCCCACAGACUGCCAAGCAGCAGUUCCCAGGAUGCACCAAGCACUUCAGCCACAAGUCAAGUGACAAACUCAGCUGGCAAUGUGGAGAGCAACAGACUUAAUGCUAGACCCAGUAGCCCCAUGCAAAAGCAGGGCACUCACGACAGAGCCACCCAGACAGAGAGCUCUGUCCUGGGGCUUGACAGGGUUCCUCUGGCUCUAACACGGACUGUGCAAAGCUUGUCUCUGGAGGAUGCCCUACCUGACAGCAUCCAGGCAGCGGAAACAACUCUAAAGAAACAGCAGGGGGAGUCAUUGGAGGAGGAGGAGAAGGGGGGGUCAGGGGGAGAGAAGGACUCCACGUGGUCCUCUCUGGUGGAGGAGCCCAUCCAGCCCACCACCAUCAGAGGCCUGCAGGCCAAUCAGAACAGAGGCCUGGAGGACCAGCAGGGCCCAGGGCCCCACACACCCAUGUCCGACUCUCCAGCCCCCCCCAAAGAGCAGAGCCCACACUCUGGACCCCUCUCCACCAUCCAGGAACUGGAAAAGACACUGGUUCGAAGGAACAGUGAGAAGCUUGGGAAGGACUCGCAGGAGCGGACGAAACAAAGGCUGAGCCGAAAAGCUGCCUCCUCUGCCAACCUCCUCACCCGUUCCCCCAGCCUGGAGAGCCGAGCAAAAGAUCUUCUCUCAGGAUCCCAAGGAUCAAGAAGAGGGACUCAAGCUCAGUCGAUAAAGAUGUUCAUCCGUGGGCGUCCAAUCACCAUGUAUGUGCCCUCAAACAUCCAGAACUAUGAGGAGCUGAAGAUGGAUUUGCCCUCAGAGAAGCUGGAGUUGGACUGGGUCUAUGGUUACCGUGGACGGGACUGCCGAGCUAACCUGUAUGUGUUGCCAUCUGGAGAGGCUGUGUAUUUCAUUGCCUGUGUGGUCGUACUGUACCACAUCAGCAACCAAACACAGCGCCACUACCGCAAACACACUGACUGUGUACGCUGUUUAGCCAUUCACCCAGAUAAUGUACGCAUAGCAUCUGGACAGACGGCAGGAGUGGACAAAGAUGGCAAGCCUUUGCAGGCCUUUGUGCACAUUUGGGAUUCAACAACGCUGGUGACUCUGCAGCAGAUUGGACCGGGCACCUUUGAACGAGGCAUUGCCUCUGUGGCUUUCUCUCAUGCUGAUGCUGGAACGUUGCUGUGUGUGAUUGAUGAAUCUAAUGAACACAUGCUGUCUGUUUGGGACUGGGCCAAAGGAAUCAAGCAAGCUGAAGUGAAGAGCACAAAUGAGGCAGUGCUGGCUGUGGAGUUCAACUCAUCAGACAGCAACAACAUCAUCACUUGUGGAAAGUCACAUGUCUACUUCUGGACCUUAAGUGCUGGCACAUUGACGAAAAAGCAGGGCAUAUUUGGGAAAUACAAGAAGCCCAAAUUUAUUCUGUGCUUCGUAUUCAGUUUGACGGGAGACGUAUUAACAGGAGACUCUGAGGGAAACAUCCUCACAUGGGGAAAAUCAGCCGCUGAUGUCAAGACGCUGGGAAAAGGAGCAAAGGAAACCUUCCAGAUCAUGCGGCAGACACGGGCUCACGAGGGCAGCGUCUUCACCCUGUGUGUCCUGCAGGGCGGUGCUCUUCUCAGUGGUGGCGGUAAAGAUCGCAGGAUUAUUCGCUGGAGUGCUGAUCUGGCACCUGAAAGGGAGUGUGAGAUUCCAGAGAAGUACGGAGCCGUUCGCACCAUUGCCGUUGUGGACAGUGAAGAACUGCUAGUCGGAACAACACGAAAUGCAAUUCUCAGAGGGACAUUUUCGGAUGGCUUUGUUGCCAUUGUGCAGGGUCAUGUUGAUGAAAUGUGGGGUCUGGCCACACACCCCACCCAACAUGUCUUCCUCACCUGUGGAAAUGACAAACAGGUGUGUGUGUGGAACGCUGAAGAGCAUACUCUGGACUGGUGCACCAUGCUAGAGGAAUCUGGACUGUGUGCUGACUUCUCUCCUAAUGGGGCUUUUGUUUCUAUUGGACUGAACAGUGGGAGGUGGUUGGUGCUCGACCUGCAAACCAGAGAGAUCGUGUCUGAUUUGGUGGAUGGAAACGAGCAGCUGUCCGCCAUGAGAUAUUCACCAGAUGGCAGUUUCUUGGCUGUGGGUUCACACGACAACUUUAUUUACAUUUACAGUGUGUCUGAAGGCGGCCGGCGUUAUGCUCGAUUUGGAAAGUGCACGGGGCACUCAAGUUUCAUCACUCAUCUUGACUGGUCCAAAGAUGGAAAGUACAUUAUGUCCAACUCUGGCGAUUACGAAAUCCUUUACUGGGACAUUGCUGGAGGCUGUAAGCUGCUGAGAAAUCGUUUUGAGAGCAAAGACAGAGAAUGGGCAUCUUAUACCUGUGUGCUUGGAUUCCAUGUCAUGGGUGUUUGGAUGGAGGGAUCAGAUGGGACAGACAUCAAUGCCUUGUGUCGCUCUCACAGCGAGAGAGUAGUGGCAGUGGCUGACGACUUCUGUAAAGUUCACCUUUUCCAGUAUCCCUGCCCCAAACUGAAGGCACCCAGCCACAAAUAUGAGGGCCAUGGAAGUCAUGUGACCAACGUACGCUUCACGCACAACGACAGCCACCUCCUGUCCAUAGGCGGGAAAGACACCUGCAUCCUGCAGUGGAGAAUCAGAGGAGGCCUCACUGGUGAGGUCAAAGAUCCCCCAUCCUCCUCUCCACUGUCAACCUCCACCAGCUCCCCAGAGCCAGGAUCCCAGCAAGACAAAGACAUGGAGUGAGAGCAGGCACGGGUGAGGAAAGAAAAAUGACAGGACAUACGUUAUGUGUGGGUAAAAAUAAUUAAAUCAGUCUUAGCUAGUCUAUGCAAUGGCAUACACAUCCAGUGGUUAUUUCAUUACCACAGGGUCAGAACAAGUAUGACAAUUCACUACUUUGGUAUUCACUCAUUUGUAUUACUUAAAUGUAUUGUGAACAGGGUUACAGCUCCCAACUGUUCAUUAAACUACAUUAUCCUCCCAGCAUGCUACUUUGUUCCUCAGCCAUGCUUUCAGACAUCUCGAGGUAAAUGAUUGAGCUUAAUGCAGAAAAUGAACUGACCUGCAGUCAUGGUGUGGACUAAGUCAAAUUUAAAUUUAUCUUUUGAUAACACACACAUUAAUUU
Chanos chanos (milkfish) is the source of this 3664-nucleotide messenger RNA. It is a transcript of the gene eml3, whose product is annotated as EMAP like 3. Gene Ontology annotation, molecular function: microtubule binding. The transcript has 24 exons. Gene Ontology annotation, biological process: microtubule cytoskeleton organization. Lineage: Eukaryota; Metazoa; Chordata; Actinopteri; Gonorynchiformes; Chanidae. The coding region runs from base 285 to 3281 and encodes 998 amino acids. The record is from RefSeq and is a predicted model, not a curated record. Gene Ontology annotation, cellular component: mitotic spindle.